AUGGCGCUCGAGACCAACGGAAUGAUUCCAGGCCUACGCGAGCCGGCCAAGAGGAAGGGCCUGCGUGCGCGCGAACUGGACUUCCACUCAUCGUCCCGCACAGCUCCCCUUCCUCAGUACAAGCCCAUGUUUGACGUGCACUUGCAGCACCUCUGGGUCAACCCUCGCAUCAGGCAUACCAUGCAGACGGCUGGUUUUCUUGAUGAUGAUGGCAAGCCAGUGGAUGUUGAUGCACACAGACGGAAGCUUUUUGUCAUCGAGCAGGAACUGGCCCAGGCAGACAUGGUGGAACGGUACCGUGCCAGGGACAAGGAAAGGAAGCGUGAGGAGAUGAUCAUCCUGGCGAAGCGUCAGGAAGUUCAGCAGCAACGCAUUUUCGCUGUUCAAGCUGUCCGUGAAGGCCGACGACAGCGGCGAGAGGCGACAGCAGAUGGCGUGGGUGUUAGAAGCACCAGCAGUUUGCCGGCCAUCGGCGCUGACAGCCCUGUCUCGUGA
Molecule: messenger RNA, 495 nt
Organism: Symbiodinium pilosum
Lineage: Eukaryota; Dinophyceae; Suessiales; Symbiodiniaceae
Source: the annotation of a GenBank genome assembly